Molecule: messenger RNA, 1704 nt
Organism: Venustampulla echinocandica
Lineage: Eukaryota; Fungi; Ascomycota; Leotiomycetes; Helotiales; Pleuroascaceae
Exons: 1
Coding region: 1-1704 (567 amino acids)
Molecular function (GO): protein binding
Source: RefSeq, a predicted model, not a curated record
AUGGACCGCCUUCCGCAAGAAUUAAUCGACCGUAUCACGAGCUACUUGGAUGAUGAUGCACUCGAAAGCACACUCACCGUGUCCCGGAAAUUCAAUAUUGCGACCGAAAUAAAAUCAGAGAUUUGGGAACGCUAUUCAGUUGAUGGAUCUGACAUUGACAUGUUUCUCAAACUCUACAAUAACCACCGUUUUCGCUAUCUCACAGACUUAACAUUCACCACCAGCUUUCCUCCCUUAGAGGUGCCACCGUGGAUACAAGAGGUGGAGGACAAUGGUGGCGACAUUGAUGCUCCUGAAUGGGAGGAAACCGCGUGCCGCGACACCGCUGAUGAUCUAAGAGCUCUGGACGAAGGAUUUACCCACCAGAUCAACUCCUUGUUUACAACAUUGAAGAUAAUUGAGGAUGGCAUAGGCAAGGUGCAUGAUUUUGGGCGGAUCGAUCUUAAAAUCAGUACCCCAACUAGAGAUGUGGAUUACUGGUAUUGCAUACAUCGUAGAACCGUUUGCUGGCGCAUUCAUCUACUAUCGCCGGAGACCCUUCCUCGCCUUUCUACGAUCCGUUCCCUCAAUUUCCAACACGAUGACUCGGAUAACACGAUUGUUUGUAUAUCGAACGCAACAUCAUUCAAAGUAGAUCCUCGUGUCCUUCUAGACAUGGUUGUUAAGCUUCCUAAUCUAGAGCAUCUACGCAGUAAUCUUUGGGAAGACGGAUGGGAAGCUAAUAAGAAAUGUGAUGGCGUUAAAUACGCCACGCGUGAGUGGGAAGGGCCUCGUCGGGACGCGCGCAAUGACUUUGUCAAAGCUUUUCAAACUGCAGUCCUGCCUAAAUCACUUAAAGAGGUGAUGCUAUGCUUCAGAGGUCUAUUUGGCAUGUCCUGGGACAUCGAUCAGUGCCAGGAACUACCAAAUCUGAUAAGCCCUGCGCCCUACGAUUUAUUUAGCUCGAGCCUUCAUAUCCUCUCACACCAGCUUCGAAAACUACAACUUCAUGUCAUGGCUGACGAGACCUUAUUCUGGCCGGUUAACUGCGGUGAUAACGAACCCUCCUGGCCCAACCUUGAAAGCCUAAACGUCAUGUUCCAUAUGGCAACCCCCAAAGGAGGGUGGUAUUUCCAUGGGCCGGAAGGAAACGGCAGAGCAGUUGAAGGUUUCGAGGUUACCGAAGCUUCGUAUCCGCCACUUGGAUUAAACGAUAUGGAUAGGGAUUGGCACCGUAGGCCGAUGAAUCCGGGGAUUUGGACAGUGAGCGAUAACCGCCAUUUUCGCGUUGUUCCUAACGAAGAACUGUUAUUGCCCUUUCUAAAUGCAUUUGCGAAGGCUGCUAGUCACAUGCCUUUGCUCAAGGAUGCUGUACUCUGGUCGCCACUUGAAUAUUCCGAGGGGGUCUCAAAGGAUUCAGAUACCUUCUUUGAUAACCAGAAAGGAUUUAGUAGCUUUAGUGGCCUUAAAAAGUCAUGGGGCAUCGCUUACGUAGCGCCAGGAGCAUAUGCAUUCGACACAGUCCUGAAACAUGUUUCUAAGAAACGAUAUUCUGACUAUCGUCGAUUGUGGUGGAUGGUGGGGAAGUGGAGACCCAAUUUCGAAUUACAUAGCCUAUUUCAGCAAAUUGGACGUCGAGCUAGCCCAGAAAAGCUAAAGGAGUAUUGGAAGGAUGACUUAGUUGGAUAUAGGACUUUGGGGGUUUGCGACCACUCUGAACGAUGA